AUGGAAAAAUUUCAAACUUAUCCAUUAUCAUCAUGUUAUUCUAUUAAAUCUCCAAAAGAUGGUAGAUUUAUUGUCAUUGAUGACAAACAAAGAUUUUCUCGUUUUAUUUCAAAUGAUUCUGGUAUUAGUUUUGGUGAUAGUGAUAAUGAAAGUAUUCAAUCAUUAGAUGAAUAUGAAUUUGAUAUUGAUCAAAAUUUUUAUUUAUCAUUAAAUGAACAACAAUCAAUAACAGUUACUAAUGAUGCUCAUAUAGCAUCAGUUAUACCAGAUGAUGAUAAAAAAUUCUUUUGUCAAAAUACUGCUUGGGCUUGGCAUGGAGAAUUUGGUCGAUUAAUCAUGGCUACAGCUAUGACAUAUAAUGUAGACUAUCGUCUUAUACUUUAUGAUGAUCGUUUAAUAUGUUCUCGUGCAAAUAAUGCAUAUUAUUCAAUAUUACGAUUAGAUAAUGCAAAAGCCCAAUUUAAAUGUGAUACAUGUGGACAUUGUUGGACAUCAAUGAGAGCUCGUUGUUCAUUUUAUAUAUCGAAGCCAAAUGAAGGCGGUAUUGUUCUAUUAAAACUUUUUACACAACAAUGUCAAUAUUGUUAUUCAACUGUAUAUCCAUUGUGGUAUUAUGAUGAAAUUUGUCGUGUUAUGAAAAAUUUAGCAUUAACAAUUUUUGAACAUUUUUUUCCUAAUUCAUUUCAAUAUAUCGAUUGGAAUUUAACACAUAAUGGAUUAAAAUCAAUUCGACGUUUAUUACAACGAAAAGGAAAUAUGCGUAAUCAACAUAACCCUUUUUUAUGCGAAGCAUGUCAUUUUGGUGUAUGUUAUUAA
Molecule: messenger RNA, 816 nt
Organism: Rotaria sordida
Lineage: Eukaryota; Metazoa; Rotifera; Eurotatoria; Philodinida; Philodinidae
Source: the annotation of a GenBank genome assembly